Molecule: messenger RNA, 1759 nt
Organism: Folsomia candida
Lineage: Eukaryota; Metazoa; Arthropoda; Collembola; Entomobryomorpha; Isotomidae
Gene: Orc2
Product: origin recognition complex subunit 2
Exons: 6
Coding region: 305-1696 (463 amino acids)
Biological process (GO): DNA replication
Cellular component (GO): nucleus; nuclear origin of replication recognition complex
Molecular function (GO): DNA replication origin binding
Source: RefSeq, a predicted model, not a curated record
UUUUUCGUUCAUUCUAUUUCAUGUAAGUUCAAGUUUUAUUUUUGGUAAAAGAAAAUUAAACUAUUUGUCUGCCUUUAAAUUCUAUAUAAUAGAAUGAAUAAAUAAAUAGUAACCGUUUUCAAAAAAGUCUUCCAGUCAAUACUGACAACAAACAAGAAAACAUCCUAAAGAUUAAGACCCACAGCACAGAAGUGUGAAUGUGAAGUGCUUAUUAAAUAUUGUCUAUAAUAAUUCAUUCCCAUCCCAUAUAUAAAUACUAAUUUUACGAUUAUACAUUGCAUAAAAAGCUUAGCACGUAACGAACAUGCCUUCUUCAAAUUACGAGCCCACUGAUAGCGACGAGGAAAACUUGGACGAUGAUGAGAGCGAAGAUUAUUUAGAAUCAGAAUCUGACGACGAGGAUCCCGACUAUUUUGAAACGGCUUCCCCGAGCGAAGGGACGAAUGGUCAUCAACAAAGUGUCGCCCAACAGAAGCAAGUUAUGAUCAUUAAGCGACAAACGGCUUUACCAGCCUCACCAGGAUCACAUUCCUUUGCAACUUCAUUUGCAGAGAAUUACAAUCACGAAGCUUAUCUGCUGGCCAACACCAGACUGAAGUUCAAGUCGGCAAAGUCGCAGCAAGUUGUGGCCAACGAUUCGCGACGAGCGAAGAAGCCAAGGAAGGGGACAAGGGGCUUGGGUGGCAAGAAAAAGGAAUCUCAACUCCCUGAAAGGGUUCCAUCCAACUUCUCUGUGACCAAAGAAACGGCACGAGCGGUAGAUGCGUGUACACAAGUGCUCAACUCGAAGCAUGAUACAGAAAUCAGGGCGAAUUUAGAAAGCAAAAUCAUCCCAGAUUUUCCACGAUGGAUGUCUUUUAUGUGGGAAGGAUUUAACAUAAUACUUUAUGGAUUUGGAUCAAAGUUAGCAGUCGUGGAUUCGUUUAAUGAAUAUUUGCAAGAGAAUUUCAACGUGUUUAGAAUUAACGGAUUAUGUCCAAAAUUGAGUGCAAGAAAGGUUAUGUCCGACUUUGUGGACACGCUCGAAUUGGGAAUUAAAGCUAAAGGAGUCUGUUUGGAAGCUAUAUCUGAAGAAGUUUGCAAUAAACUGCCCGUUGACCAUCCUCCGGUAUUUAUGAUUGUUCAGAACUUUGAUACAUUAGCAGCCAGUAAUUCUAAUGUGGUUACCAUCAUUUGCUCGUUGGCACAAAUACCUUGGAUUCAUGUUCUUGCUACAACUGAUAAUAUAAAUGCAUCUCUCGGGCUGACUCAAAGUCAAUGCGUGCAACUUAAUUUUUGUUGGAUCCCUUGCUCGACAUUCCAACCGUAUGCAGAGGAAUUUAGCUGGACUGCGAACAUUUUUGGAGAAUCAACCAACUCUAAAGGAACAGAGAAUACGCUUCAAUACGUACUGAAAUCCUUAACUGGCAAUGCUCGAAAAGCAUUCUCUAUCUUAGCUUCUCUUCAGCUCGAAAAGUUGAGGGGAAUUGACGGAAAAAAAGGAAAAGACUUUGCGGGUGUAGAAUUUGCAGAUUUGGCUCGCAAAUGUAAAGAUAGCUUUGUUGCUCACAAUGAUUCCGUUUUACGCACUCUUCUUGUAGAAUUUGUGGAUCAUAAAUUAAUUACUACUCAUCAAGGGAAACGUAAAGGUGUAAAUUCUCUUACUAUAGAUUUAAGUAUUGAAGUUCUUCAAAAAAUUGUAACCCAAGGAAUUUAAAACAUUUUGUAUUAUCAUAAUUUGCAUCAAUAAAGGUCUACUGUUUGGGGACAAAUUAUCAGA